AAAAAGCAAUAAGCAAUUUCAAUUUCGAUAAUUUAAAUGAAGAUUACCACCUAGCACACAUUCUUUUUCUGUCUUUUGUUUUCAAAUUCGGAACUUAAUCGUGGUUGUUGAGUGAAGACAUAUAACAAGUUUGGUGUCUAUUGUACAACUCUCAUCGAGUUUGCUAUCGUCGGUUUGAUUUGUUUAUCUGUUUGUGCGUUUGAUUGUCUGUUUGUGCGGCUGCUUACUAGGUACUUGCUUGUAUUGGUUUCAAACGGGUUUGUCGAGGGCUUGGAAUAGAUAAUGUGGAAGAGGCCGAGUUUGAAUACGCAUCUAAAUUGAAUCUGGGCAAAUAGAUUGGUUAGGAUUGAUUUGCAUACCUAGGAUCACAUCGGAAGGACAUCAGAGCAGAGAGAGAAUAUUUGGAUUGUAUUCGAACUCGGAUUUGUAGAUUGGACGAGAGUGAAGGAUCAACGACAUAUGACUUUAGGGUUUGGAUUGUGAGAUGAGCUGAAAUAGGAUGAGCCGAAAUGGAAUGAGAAAUGAAGAUAUGAUACGAGGAACAAAUCCAAGAACAACAACGAGAGCGAUAUGAGUGUAUGAAUCAUUACGGUACGGAACGAAACAGACGCAUCGAAACAACAAAGAGUAGGAAUAGGCAUACUCGAUAAACGAACGAGGAAACGGAGAACAGGUCGGCAACGAAAUACCAUAUUUGCAGACGGGAGGACGGAAGAUAUACGAUAAGGACAAGAGAAAGGAAAAGAGGGACUGCAGAAGAGUAGGAAGAGGGGAGCAUACGUAGGGCAUCUGUUGAGAAUUUGUGAUAUUUCUGUAGGGGGCAAUAGGAAGAUUUGAUUGCAAAUCUGCGGAACUGCCAAACGCACUUUUGGAGCUUUAUCGAGGAAGGGUGCGCAAAGAGAAAAGAGAUAUAUUUUAUAUUGGUUCUGGAGAGAAUUCGAGUGAACGAGUGAAGAAACGAAAAAGCGGCUGGGAGGAAACAAUCUGCGGCAUUAUAUCGUGGGAUCUUGCAGAGUCACUGUGGAAGGACGAUCAAGAGGGAUCAGUGCGGAACGUCAUUCUCGUGCUGAAGAUAUUGCGAGAUAUUCACCCAUCUACACAGUUACAAUUCACAUGCACCGUACGGUCGCCUCAUAACUACCUACAUCUACUACGAAACCAAAUAUUCGACUCCUUGGUCUCAAUCCCCUGCCAACCUACCUCCUACACCUCCUACACCCAAAUCAAGGAAAAAUGAGCACCUCCCUCGAAGCCAAGAUAGUGGUGCUAGGCGCUCAAGGUGUAGGCAAAACAUCACUCCUUCUUCGUUAUAUCAAGAACCAAUUUAACCCGAAAACUACGACAUCAACUGUGGGGGCGAGUUUUCUGACAAAGAGAGUGGUGGAUGCCGAGAGUGAUACAGUUGUGAGAUUACAAAUUUGGGAUACAGCGGGACAGGAAAGAUUUAGAUCCAUAUCCCGCCUUUACUACCGUGGGGCAAAUGCCUGUAUCCUCUGCUACAGCAUCACAUCCCAAACCUCGUUCACCGAAAUGUCCGUCUGGCUCACCGAACUCCGUCGCAAUCUUCCGGCGGAUAUCAUCCUCCAUGUCGUAGGUACCAAAGCCGAUCUCGUCGCUAAAGAUCCUAGUGCAAGAGAAAUUCCGUUCGAGAGAUGUAUUGCAUAUGUAGCCGAAAACGUCACAUCUAUUUUAGGUAGCACACCACCUGCUACUGCAUCAGGGGAACGUGGUUUCGGCAGUUGGGGCGGUGCCGGAGGUGGAGUGUGGGGAUCUGGUGGUCAAGGCACAACGGGGAUAGAAGGUGCACGAUCACCUUCCAGUAAGAGAAGUUCUGGAUUCUGGGGUAUGGAAGUGGGAUGGGAUUGUUGUCAUGAAGUUAGUGCGGAGAGUGGAGAGGGCGUAGAAGAGGUUUUUAGAGUUAUCACGAGAAAACUUGUGGAACAGAAUAAUAAGAUGAAAGAACAACUUUUGAGCGCGGUAGCGACUCCCGGUACGCCUGGUGUGGGAAAUGAUGGGAUGGGUAUAGAGGGGCAAACGGGAUAUUUUGACGGGAUUAUGAGGCCUGGAGGAAGUUUUAGAGUGGGAAGAGGAGAUAGGAGGAGUUGGUUGUUAGGACUAACGGGGGGGACGCCGCUUGGAGGAAGUGAUGCUGGGACGGGGGUGCGGAUUGGGAGUACAUAUGGAAAUGGGAAUGCUGAUGGGAGGGGGAGGAGAGAUGAAGAGAGGGGGGAGGGGGGUGAUAUUAAGAGGAGGGGGAGAUGUUGUUGA
Botrytis porri is the source of this 2268-nucleotide messenger RNA. RefSeq lists its product as uncharacterized. The transcript has 2 exons. Gene Ontology annotation, cellular component: endomembrane system. NCBI's taxonomy places the organism in Eukaryota, Fungi, Ascomycota, Leotiomycetes, Helotiales, Sclerotiniaceae. The record is from RefSeq and is a predicted model, not a curated record. Gene Ontology annotation, biological process: intracellular protein transport. Gene Ontology annotation, molecular function: GTP binding; GTPase activity. Bases 1234 to 2268 code for a protein of 344 amino acids.